Messenger RNA from Paramuricea clavata, 636 nucleotides. Lineage: Eukaryota; Metazoa; Cnidaria; Anthozoa; Malacalcyonacea; Plexauridae. The record is from the annotation of a GenBank genome assembly.
UUAGCGUGUAUUGUCCAUGAGGUGCCUAAGGGUGUAGCUCCAUGGAGACCGAUACCUAAGCCUAGAACGGUACUUCCUAGGGAAAGACCUGUACCAAAACCUAGGACUAAGCUUCCUAAGGAAAGACCUGUACCGAAACCUAGGACUAGGAAACCAAUGUCUCCACCUAAGGUCCGUAAGCCUGUAAGGGUGUCGAGGGAAGUUAAGGAGCAGCCUAUAGUGGUUACACCAGAGGAACAAGAAAUUGAUCCAUUUGGAACAGACCUUGAAAAGCCAUUCCACAGGAAAAUUGAAACAGCCGCAAAUGGAGCCGCUGUGACCUACUCGAUAACUCCUCAUUAUAUGGACCCCCUGGACCAGAUGACUGCAAGUAGACAGGUAGUGAGAGGAAUACUUGUGAAUGAGUUGAAGAGAAUGGGUGGGUUGAAGUACACAGAGACUCUGAAGGUGAGAAUGUCAAAGGAAAUUGGUGACGGGAAAACCAAGAAGGACUCAGUCUACUUCAAAUCUAAGACUGGUACUGCAACUAACUUCGAGGAUAUUGAAAGUACAGCUGCUCAAAACCAACUGACAAUAUUAUCUAGAAUUGAAACCUUCCAAAACUUAGGUUCAAAUUGGAUUAUACUCAAUAUUUAG